Solenopsis invicta (red fire ant) is the source of this 519-nucleotide messenger RNA. RefSeq names its product glycine cleavage system H protein, mitochondrial (gene ppl). The record is from RefSeq and is a predicted model, not a curated record. Gene Ontology annotation, biological process: protein lipoylation; glycine decarboxylation via glycine cleavage system. Gene Ontology annotation, cellular component: glycine cleavage complex; mitochondrion; cytoplasm. The transcript is spliced from 3 exons. Bases 1 to 519 code for a protein of 172 amino acids. Lineage: Eukaryota; Metazoa; Arthropoda; Insecta; Hymenoptera; Formicidae.
AUGGCAAGAUUGAUCGUUCAGAUCAGCAAAUGUGCGGUAAAGACGCUCGCGGUCUCGCAUAGCGGUUUGCUCGGCACAGCCGCAAAAUCGAAAAUACCUCUCGCCAUGGCGCGAUCCAUAACCACAACUCGGUGCUUGCGAGAUGAACGAUUAUACACCGAUAAGCACGAAUGGAUAACAGUAGACGGCAAAAUCGGCACAGUCGGUAUAUCGGAUUACGCGCAGGAUGCGCUCGGGGAUGUGGUGUACGCGCAGCUUCCCGACGUAGGAUCUAUAAUCAAAAAAGAUGAGGAAUGCGGAGCUCUGGAAUCAGUGAAGGCAGCUUCGGAACUAAUAAGUCCGGUCAGCGGAAAAGUUACGGAGAAAAAUGAGGCGGUGGAAAAUAAACCCGCAUUAAUUAAUAAAUCUUGUUACAAAGAUGGUUGGCUAUUCAAAGUAGAGUUAAGCGAUCCAGACGAGCUCAAGAGUCUAAUGAAUGAGGAGGAUUAUAAUUCGUUUUUAAAAUCAGAUGCACAUUAA